Messenger RNA from Coregonus clupeaformis (lake whitefish), 1255 nucleotides. RefSeq names its product hemicentin-2-like. The record is from RefSeq and is a predicted model, not a curated record. The transcript has 7 exons. NCBI's taxonomy places the organism in Eukaryota, Metazoa, Chordata, Actinopteri, Salmoniformes, Salmonidae. The coding region runs from base 1 to 1152 and encodes 383 amino acids.
AUGGCAAUCAUCCUGCUCAUGACUACAGGGUGUCUGGGUCAGGACAACGGGAGUGUGACUUACACCCGCAGGAAAGUCUGCUCCUUAAAGGGCUCUUCUGUGACCAUGCCCUGCUCUUACACGUUUCCCAAGGGUCACAAAGUCACAACAGCCUUCUGGUUCAAAGGUCAAGAGCUUGGUGCCGAGCCUCUGGAUCUGAAUUUGAACCCUGAGUACAAAGGCCGUGUGGAGUAUCUAGGGGACAGUGACCGUCUCUGUACACUGAGAAUCACAGACCUGAGAGAGAGCGAUUCAGGCACCUACAGCUUCCUGUUUGGGACUGACGUCACUCCUGAGGGGUGGAUGGGGAAUCCAGGAGUCAGGUUAAAUGUGACAGGGCUCCAUGUUGAUUUGACCUCUGACCUAGUUGUGGACGGCAAGUGGGCAGCCCUGACCUGUGGCUCCUGCAUCUUGAGUGAAAAUCCCACCUACACCUGGUACAGGGACAAACAACCUUUGACCUACACCAACAAGGUCAUGGUUACGGCCAACUACCUAGAACUAGACCCGGUAGGCAGGGAGGAUGCAGGCAGCUACUCCUGUGGGGUGAGCAGCAGAGAGGAUUCCCCUGGUCCGGCAGUGAUCCUUGUAGUGGGAUACUUCCCAAAGAACACCUCAGUGUCAGUCAGAGUCAGUCCCUCUGGGGAAAUAGUGGAGGGCAGAUCAGUGACUCUGACCUGCAGCCGUGAUGACAACCCACCAGUGGACAAAUACACCUGGUACAAGAAGAAUGAAGAACAGACAGGGUUCUCAGAAACAGGAUCAGGGCAGAGUUACAUCAUCCUUAACAUCAGCUCUGAGGACAGCGGGCAGUACGUCUGCAAGGCUGAAAAUAAAUAUGGACCACUUUACUCUGAACCUGUGUAUCUCAGCAUACCAGGUAAACCAGAGUUUCCCUGGGCUCCCAUUGUGGGGGUGGUGGCUGUGUUGGCAGCUGGAGCUCUCCUAGUCAUCCUCUAUACCACACUGAAGAAGAGGAGAAACCCAAGAGGAAUGGACUUUGGAGGGGAGGCACAGAUGGCGCAGCCUGAUGACACAUACAUGACUCUGAAUAGAAGGACCAUGUCUCCUGAGUAUGAUACGCUGGCUAAUGUCAGAAACACUGUUGGCUGAAGAAGACCGUCUGGCUGAAGAAGACCCUAUGGCUGAAGAAGACCGUCUGGCUGAAGAAGACCCUCUGGCUGCGACCUCUACAUAAACAGGGUUAGAAAAUGAU